Messenger RNA from Aspergillus uvarum CBS 121591, 1083 nucleotides. Its product is annotated as class I SAM-dependent methyltransferase. The record is from RefSeq and is a predicted model, not a curated record. The transcript is spliced from 2 exons. NCBI's taxonomy places the organism in Eukaryota, Fungi, Ascomycota, Eurotiomycetes, Eurotiales, Aspergillaceae. The coding region runs from base 1 to 1083 and encodes 360 amino acids. Gene Ontology annotation, molecular function: methyltransferase activity.
AUGGCAUCGCCUACUCGCAAUUAUUAUACUUCUCCAGCAACGGCCCCCGCUGAGAUAGCUCGCUCCAGGCAAAACUCAGAUGUGAUGGAGAUUUACGGCAUCACAGACCGCGAAAACCUAGAGCAUAGUGCCGUCGAUAGUAAUGCUGCCAACCGCAAUGGGUCUCCGAGCAUGAGUAGUACUUACAGCAAGCUCUCACAGAAUUACCCCCCGUAUGAAGAAAAUGGCCGGAUGUAUCAUGGUUUCCGGAAAGGAGUCUACAUGUUACCAUGCGACGAGCAGGAGCAGGACCGCCUCGACAUCUUCCACAAGCUGUUCACGGAAGCGCGAAAAUCGGACGGUCUAAUCUAUGCCCCGCACCCUUCGAAUGGACGGUUCUUAGACCUGGGCUGCGGCACGGGUAUCUGGGCCAUUGAUGUGGCACAUAAGUAUCCCAAGGCCCAUGUGGUCGGAGUUGACCUCGCGCAAAUACAGCCUGACAAUCACCCUGAAAACUGUCAUUUCUUUGCGCCAUUCGAUUUCGAGGGUCCCUGGGCCAUGGGGGAGGAUUCUUGGGAUCUAAUUCACCUGCAAAUGGGCUGUGGCAGCGUUGUGGGCUGGCCAAACCUCUACCAAAAGAUCUUUGCGCACCUUGCACCGGGCGCUUGGUUCGAGCAGGUGGAAAUCGAUUUUGAGCCACGCUGCAAUAACCGUCCUUUGGAGGAACUGGCUAUGUGGCACUGGUAUCAAUACUUGAAGCAAGCAACACAGGAUACAAUGCGACCAAUAGCACACAAUUCUCACGAGACGAUCAAGCAGCUCGAGGAAGCUGGCUUUACGCAAAUCAACCAUCAAAUCGUGGGCCUACCGCUCAACCCGUGGAUCCCUGAUAAGCACGAGAGCAAGGUCGCCCGGUGGUACAAUCUGGCAAUCUCAGAGAGUAUUGAGUCUCUCGGUCUGGCACCAUUCAGCCGGGUCUUCCAGUGGCCCGUGGACAAAAUCAGGCGCAUCUCUGAGGAGGUGAAAUCCGAAGCCUUUAACCCAGACAUACAUGCUUGGAACCUCUUACAUAUCUAUCAAGCGCGAAAGCCCUUUCCCAAUUGA